Molecule: messenger RNA, 1380 nt
Organism: Encephalitozoon romaleae SJ-2008
Lineage: Eukaryota; Fungi; Microsporidia; Unikaryonidae
Product: kinesin-like protein
Exons: 1
Coding region: 1-1380 (459 amino acids)
Biological process (GO): microtubule-based movement
Molecular function (GO): microtubule binding; microtubule motor activity; ATP binding
Source: RefSeq, a predicted model, not a curated record
AUGAUAAUGCACCCCACACAUAAGAAGAUCAAGGUCAGCAUAAGACUAAGGCCGUCCAUGGGAGACAAGGAGGUAUGGAAGACAUCUGAAGACGGCUUAUGGCAUGUCCAUGGACAGAAGAGAGUGAAGUACAAUGGGUUCAGAAGCAUCUUGACAAAUAUGACAAAUGCAGAGGUCUACAAGGAGUGUGUAAGAGAGGAGAUCCAGAAGUUCCUGAAUGAAGAGAACUGUACAGUGUUUGCAUAUGGGCAAACGGGCUCUGGAAAAACCUAUACAAUGCUGGGAGGAGAUGAGGAGGGGAUUAUAAAGCUAGCCAUACGGGAUAUUUUGGACAGGAGGCCUGUAGGGAUAUCAUACUUAGAGAUUUACAAUGAAAAGCUUUUUGACCUUUCAAACAACAGCGAGGUUCAGAUGUUCAACGUCGAGAACAGGAAUGUGAUUUCAAAUCUAUGGGUUGAGCAUGUGGAUAAAUGGGAGGAUGUUGCAUCUUUUAUUGAAAGGUGUGAGAAGAAUAGAAAGUUUGGAACCACAGAGUUCAAUACAAAAAGUAGUAGGUCACAUACUGUAGUUCAAGUUACAUACAACAGCAACAACAGAGUUAGAACACUGAACAUGAUAGACCUUGCUGGAAGCGAGAGGGCGAGUAGAUCAAUGGAUAGGAGGAAGGAAGGGUCGUUUAUAAAUAGAAGUCUUCUUGCACUUUGCACGAUUGUUAAUAAUGUAGGGAACGGGAAAUACCUGGGGUUUCGAAACUCGAAGCUGACUCGUGUGCUUCAAUCAUCACUGGAUGGGCGCACAAACCUGGUUGCAAUCUGCACACUGUCACCUUAUGAGGAUUGCAUUGAAGAGUCUGUGAGUACACUAAAGUUUGCAGCCAGGCUGUGCAGUCUUGAGCUGAAGAUUGAGGAGACUUUGAUACCCAAUGAUGAGAAUAUGAGAUGUGACAGAGAUAUGGGAGGAAACGGUCUCAGAUGCGGAUUGAAACAUAAAUGUUGCAGGAGGUUUCAUUCUGAAGCUGGUAAAGAGGCAAGAAGCAUUCUGGAGAGAAUGGAGUCUAUGACUCUUGAGAAAUGUCUUGGGUCUUAUGAGUAUCCGAAGAUUAGAAGCAAAGAGAAAAAGGUGGACUACGAUAAAGUGUGCAGUGAGAAGGAUUCUAUAUCUAGGGCACUUAGGGCCUUUGGAUCUGUGAUCAUGGAGAAUCUCCGGUGUAAGAUUGAGCUUAUGGAAGAGUUGAAUGCAAUCAACAAUGAUAGAAUACAUCUACUGGAGAGGAUGGUAGGGGAAUUGCUUGGUAAGAACCCGUCCCGGAGGAUGAAUGAGAUAUUUAUACUUGAAAAGUAUAGAUUUAAUCUUCGCAGGAAGAUGGUUGGAAGGAAAUGA